This is a messenger RNA of Populus nigra (black poplar), 2464 nucleotides long. RefSeq names its product probable aminotransferase ACS10. Gene Ontology annotation, molecular function: L-aspartate:2-oxoglutarate transaminase activity; pyridoxal phosphate binding; aromatic-amino-acid:2-oxoglutarate transaminase activity. The transcript has 4 exons. Lineage: Eukaryota; Viridiplantae; Streptophyta; Magnoliopsida; Malpighiales; Salicaceae. The record is from RefSeq and is a predicted model, not a curated record. Gene Ontology annotation, biological process: amino acid metabolic process; biosynthetic process. The coding region runs from base 627 to 2282 and encodes 551 amino acids.
AACCUUUGCACGGCACUUGUUGUCUGCCUCAAUUCAAGGCCGGCCAUCGCUUCCCUUCCCGGGCUUGGGUUUUGAAGCUUACGGUUGUGGUUGAAAAGGGAAGAGACGAAUUGGGACUUUGUCUUCGAGUGUGAAGGGAGGGGCAGAUUCUAUCGGCUGACUGCCUGGAAAUUCCUAGGGAUCUCAAACGAACGGGGAACAUCGCCUUGAGGUCAGAUGAAAACAAUGCUCCUCUUUGAUACGACAGGUGACUUGUUUUAUGCGACUGAAAUUACUAUAAAGCCGGAACUUAUUCUCAAGAACCGUUAAAGAUUGUGAAAAAAGCAAUGAGAACUACAUAAAUUAUAAAGAAAAUUAAAAAUCUUUGAGAAGGCCAUUGAGGUAAACUCACGUGGCCUGCAAAACCAAAAAAUCCCAGUGAGUAGAGAGAGAGAGAUCCAGUCCUGACCACCCCUCUAUAACGAAGGAAACAAAAUAUCCCUUAGAAUUUACAAAAACGCAAAUGAAAAAUCUUUCUGAAACCUAGCCGCAACCACCAUCCUAUUAUUUCACAUCUGGGUUUACCCCAAUGGAUUUUUAAUAGGAAACCAGUUACACACCUCCAUGACUUUUCUACUGCAACUAAAAUGACCCGAACCCUAUUGUCUCGGACCCGGGCAUCCCAACCCGACGAGGAAACGAAACAAACCACCACUAUCAGCAGUGGAGGAACCGCUAUGAGAGUUAUAGUUCCUUUACAAGGCGUUGUUCAGGGUAGAGGAGGUCUCUUUCUAGGCUCAGUAAUACCCUGUGCUCUUUUCUACUUUCUCCAGCUUUAUCUAAGAAGAAAACACCGUGAUGACCCGAAUGACCAGGAUGACCCAGCAAGGGACCCGAAUGCGCCGUCUCCUUCUGGCUCGGCGGGGAAGCUGGCCGAGCUCUCUGGGUUUCCUCGGAAUUCGUCUAGAAACCUUCUAUCACCGAGAAGUCUGAGAGGACCUGUUUUCUUGUCGGGCCGGGUCAAUGGAAUAGUGAAGAGUGGGGACUCACCUUACUAUGUUGGGUUGAAGAAAGUCCUGGAGGAUCCAUAUGACGGAGCGGGCAAUCCAAAUGGGGUUAUUCAGCUUGGUGUGGAUGAGAACAAGUUAACGUUGGAUUUGGUUAAGGAGUGGCUCGUAGAGAAUGCAAAGGAAGCAAUAUUGGGUGGUGGUGGUGAAGGAGAGGAGUUGAGUAUUAGUGGGAUUGCUACUUACCAGCCUUCUCAUGGGCUUACGCAAUUGAAAGUGGCUGUGGCAGGAUUUAUGUCCCAGAUCAUGGAAAAUGCAGUUUCCUUCAAUCCCUCUCUGAUGGUACUUACAACUGGCGCAAACCCUGCAAUUGAAAUGCUUAGCUUCUGUCUAGCAGAUUCUGGAAAUGCAUUUCUUGUGCCGACGCCAUAUUACCCAGGAUUUGAAUGGGAUGUAAAAUGGAGAGCAGGGGUGGAGAUAAUUCCUGUUCCUUGCCGCAGUGCUGACAACUUCAGUUUAAGUAUAACUGCACUUGAUCGAGGAUUCAACCAGGCAAAGAAACGUGGUCUCAAAGUCCGUGGGAUAAUGAUUUCAAACCCCUCAAGUCCUGUUGGCAAUCUGCUUAAUCGUGAAACACUUUAUAGCCUUCUAGACUUUGCUAGAGAGAAGAACAUACAUAUAGUGUCCAAUGAAAUAUUUGCAGGGUCUACUCAUGGGAGCGAGGAGUUUGUGAGCAUGGCAGAACUCAUUGAUUCAGAUUAUCUUGACCGGGACAGGGUACAUAUAGUUUACGGUCUUUCAAAAGAUCUCUCUCUUCCAGGUUUUAGGGUGGGUGUAAUCUACUCCUUCAAUGAAAAUGUUCUAGCUGCUGCCAAAAAGUUGACAAGGUUUUCGUCAGUUUCAGCUCCGACACAGCAUCUACUUGUUUCUCUGCUUUCAGAUACUGACUUCGUUCAGAAGUUAAUAAAGAAUAACAGGGAGAGGCUUCAGAAAACGUAUGCCACAUUUGUGGCGGGGUUGAAGCAAUUGGGCAUUGAGUGCGCAAAGAGCAAAGGGGGCUUUUCCUGCUGGGCUGACAUGAGUGAGUUAAUCAACUCUUACAGUGAGAAAGGGGAGCUUGAGCUUUGGGACAAAUUGUUGAAUACAGCAAAGCUCAAUGUUACUCCAGGAUCUUGCUGUCGUUGUAUUGAACCUGGAUGGUUCCAAUUCUGUUUUGCCAACUUGACUGAAAGGGACAUUCCUGUAGUCAUGGACCGAAUUCUUAAAAUUGUGAAUGUCUGCAAAGCAAGCAGUUGAAAUGUUUGGUUUACUCUAAAGAAAUAGAUCCCUUACAGAUUUUUUGUAGGAUAAUUUAUUGAAGCGGUUACGCAAUUGACACUGGAGAAGGUAGAGGAAACCUAUUGAAUAUUUGCAAAUGAUCUUGGACAAUACAAGUGUAUACAAGUUUCUUUUAUCCAUAAUUUUAUUAGUUUUUUCCA